This is a messenger RNA of Ziziphus jujuba (common jujube), 1971 nucleotides long. RefSeq names its product tubulin-folding cofactor E. Gene Ontology annotation, molecular function: alpha-tubulin binding. The coding region runs from base 65 to 1681 and encodes 538 amino acids. The transcript has 16 exons. Gene Ontology annotation, biological process: protein folding. The record is from RefSeq and is a predicted model, not a curated record. Lineage: Eukaryota; Viridiplantae; Streptophyta; Magnoliopsida; Rosales; Rhamnaceae.
GGCCUAGAAAGAACUUGAUCAGUUAAAUCACGCUCUCUCACUGAGGAGCGGAAAGAAGAAGAAGAUGGAAGAAUCCGAGUCAAAAACCCAGUUCCGACUCGGCCAGCGAGUCCACUCGGUUAGUGAUCCACACCGAAUUGGAACGGUGAGGUACGUGGGACCCGUCCAAGGCCAUUCGGGCACAUGGGUCGGAGUCGAUUGGGACAAUGGAGAUGGCAAGCAUGAUGGCUCCGUCAAUGGCGUCCGAUACUUCCAAGCAAAGUCCGAACGAUCCGGCUCUUUCUUGCGGGCCCAGAAUCUAAGUCCGGGAAUAUCGUUGCUCGAAGCUCUCAAGCUCAGAUACCGAGGUGACACUACUAAGGAAGAAGAGGAUGAAAUGUAUGUUCUUUCGGCGAGUAACAAACGUGUAUCCGUUCAGCUUUUGGGUAAAGAUAAAAUUCAAGACAAGCUAAGUAGAUUCGAGGAGUUGACUGGUGCAUCAUUAUCUUACUUGGGUGUUGGCUCUCUUGGAGGACCAUGUGAUAUUGGCACUGUCUUGCCAAACCUAAAGGAGCUUGAUUUGACUGGAAACUUGCUUUCAGACUGGAAAGAUGUUGGCACAAUCUGUACAGACCUACCAGCUCUUUCAGCUCUAAAUUUAUCUUACAAUUUAAUGUCAAAGGAUAUUGUCGGGCUACCACAGCUAAAAAACAUCCGCAUCCUAGUUUUGAACAAUACUGGGUUAAAAUGGAAAGAGGUUGAAAUACUUAAGGAUGUAUUGCCAGCAAUUGAAGAACUACAUCUUAUGGGAAAUAACAUACGCACUAUAGAGCCUGCAUCAUCCUUUACAGUUCAGGGAUUUGAUUCUCUGCGGCUACUUAAUUUGGAAGAUAAUUGUAUAGCUGAUUGGAAAGAAAUCUUGAAACUUUCUCUGCUAAGAAGCUUGGAGCAGCUUCAUUUAAACAGGAACAAGUUGAGUUGCAUCUGUUAUCCUGGUAAUGAAAUGAUGAAUCAGCUGCCAAGAGAUUAUGAAUUAGAUGAGAAAAGCUUUGAGCCUUUUCAAAAUUUGCGCUGCCUUCUUCUCGGAAGCAACAACAUUGAGGAUCUGUCUUCUAUAGACUCCCUAAACUUGUUCCCGAAAUUGGUGGAUGUAAGGCUUUCUGAUAAUCCAAUUGCCGAUCCUGGAAGAGGUGGUAUUCCAAGAUUUGCUUUGAUUGCACGCUUAGCAAAAGUUGAAGUAUUAAAUGGAAGUGAGGUUAGUCUUCGUGAAAGAAAAGACUCAGAAAUUCGGUAUGUCCGUUUAGUUAUGUCUAAGCUGCAAGGCAAUGCUGACGAUAUUCAUCGGCUCCACCCCAGGUUUUCUGAGCUUAAGGAUUUUCAUGGAAUUGACUAUGAAAAGCCAUCAGUUGGGGUAGCAGGCCCUCAGAAAAUGGCUUCAGGACUUCUGUCUAUCACUUUGAAAUGUGUUGGAGCAUCUAUUGGUGAGAAGCCCCAAUUAGCAAAGAAGCUACCGGGCACGACAACGGUUGGCAAACUUAAAAGUCUUUGUGAAACUUUUUUCAAGUUGAAGUCUAUCAAGCUGAAAUUGUUUCUUCAAGAAGAGGGUUCUCCUUUGCCAGUAUUACUUGAUGAUGAAAUGGCAUCAUUGGUGGACCUCGGUAUUGGUAACGGAUCAACCAUACUUGUGGAUGAAGAGAGUUAAUAAGAUUAUAUCCUAAAAAAUUUUCAGUAAGCGAGGAGAAGUUAUGGUGUGAAAUUUUGGUGCAACUAAUGAAACCUUGUUAGGCUCUUGCUUGGAUUGGUGGAGAAGGAAUGAGAAUGUGAAAGGAAUAUCCCUUUAUGCAUUUGUUGGAAAUUAUUAUUUUUCCUUUCUUGAUGGCAACUAUUUGGAUGCAUUUCUAUGUUCUAUUAUAAGACUAUAAAAGUGAGUCGUCAUUUUCUACAGUGUAGCUUCUUCUUUAUAUAUAUAUAUAUUGCUUCCAAAUUUUUUUA